ACUAGCUGUGCCCUGCCUCACCCUCAUAGACCCCCUCUAGUUCCCACAGAUUGACUCCCCCACUCACUGUUCCCUUGGGGAAGACAUCACAUCUCUCGACCCUCUGUAUUCCACUAUGUCCACAGGCCUGGCCCGCCUUCUCGUCUGCUCUCCGGGCCACCCAGCCCUCACUUGCACCGCCUGUCCCCUCUCCCGUCUUUCAGAGACCCGCUCUGGGAGUCUGGCUGUGACGGGUCUGGGAGUCUGGAGCCUUUCCCAUGGCGGGAGAACAAGGGGUCUGUGGAAAUCAUGAGAAAGGACUUGAAUGAUGCCCGGGACCUGCAUGGCCAGGCGGAGUCAGCAGCUGCAGUGUGGAAGGGACACGUGAUGGACCGUAGGAAGAAGGCACUGACUGACUACAAGAAGCUGCGGGCCUUCUUUGUGGAGGAGGAGGAGCACUUCCUACAGGAGGCUGAGAAGGAGGAGGGGCUACCUGAGGACGAGCUGGCUGACCCCACUGAGCGGUUCAGGUCACUGCUGCAGGCGGUGUCGGAGCUGGAGAAGAAGCACCGGAACCUGGGCCUCAGCAUGCUGCUGCAGGUUGGGGAUCCCCGCUGGGUCUGUCCACCAUCAGGCCAGGGUGGACGUAGGCAGCAGCGAGCCACUGGGGGGCCAUUGCCUGAGGUCAAGGCUUAAAAGCCCAGCCUGACUCCCACUGCUGUGGCCUUGCAGGGCUGAUUUUGGGAAUGGGUGGGUGGUCAAGGAAGGUGGUAGGAAGGGAUUUUAAGUUGAGAAGGGUCCGAGGUGUCCCUGACCUUCACAAGGGAGGACACUUGGUAUCCCAAGUGCCUGAGGCUUCUGCCUCGCCCUAGGGUUCUGAAGGCAGAAGCAGGCAAGAAACUCAGCCUCAGGGCUUUUCUUCUGCCUCUGCCCAGGGCCUGGCCUGAACCCCAGAGCCCGCAGCAACCCAGAUGGCCCUGAAUGGUUCAAUUGCCUGUGCCAGCCAUAGGUGACAAGGCUUUGGCCUUGGGGAGACAGAAGUCUGGGCUAGGCCCUGGGUUGGUUGUGCUCAGGACAGUACCUCAUGCACUGUCUCAUGUGCACUCUCUCUUGCUCUCUCUCACUCUCUCCUUUUGUCUUUGUCUCUGCCUCUGUGUGUCUCUUUCUCUGUUGUUUUGUGUCUCUGUCUUUCCCUCUACCUUCCCAUGCAGUGAUGGCGCCAACCGGCGGCAGUCCCAGAGUUGGAGGCAGGAGGGGAUGGAUCCUCAUCUCCUUGGGAAGUGUCAGCGUGUGACUGUCAGGGAAGCGUGGAAGGCGCCCGGCCUUGGGUCCGUCUAUAUAGUUGUGUGUUUCAAGAAUGUCCCUUUAUCCUUCACCCUGAGGCGUGAGUGUUUUGGGGGCUACGAACACCUCCCGGUAGAGGCUGGACCUGAGGACCCUUCCGACCUGUGCCCGACCCUUCCUGAAGUCCUGGCCACAGCCCAUCUUCCAUGAGUCCCAGCAGCUCUGGGCCAUGCCCUUCCUCUGUCACCUAUCUGCCCCUCACCUUGUCAUCCACGGACCCAGACCCUGCACCUUCCAUGCGGGCCCACAGAUCCUUGGCAGGUACCUGAGGUGCACCAUUGAGUGUCGAAUUUGGGGUUAACAUCUAGAAAGAAGAACGCACAUGAGGCUCUGUGAAGGCUGGAACUCAGGUCUUCAGGGAAGAGAAAGGAAGACUGGAUUGCACCUUGAUGCCUCCUGAGGAGGCAGCCCUCCUCUUGAGGUGGGCUUGGGCCCCGCCCAGCCUUAUCCGCGUCGCUCUGUCCACCUCCCCGUUCCUGGCCCCCACCCUGCCUCUGUGUCUCCCAGAAGCCCUCCCUGUGCUCCACCUGCCUCCGUAGAAGGAACUCUCUUUCUCCUUUUUCCUGGGCGAGGGGGCUGGCAGGUGGCUAACCCCAUUUAGCAUCUCCAGGCCCUGCCAUGGUGUCUCAUCUUGCUGUUCUCUCUGGCUCUUUCUCUCUUCCCAUUUCCUUUAGUAGUUGAAUUUUGCAAAGCUCGUAGCAGUAGCUCAGUUGCCUGCAGCAUCCUUGUGUGUAGAUAAAUUCGUCUAGUCGACAGAAACUCAGCACUGGGGACAGGAUUGCAAAGUCUGGGACAUAGAUGCAGGCAGAUGUUGAGAUUUGGGUAUAGCUGGGCUUGUGAGCAGUGCCUGUUUCCAGAUGAAGCCUUUCAGCCUUUCCGAGUCCCUGGCCUUUGGUGCGAUGUCUGUGAGUUUGACCUACCCAGCGUGUGGGCUGGUUCAAUGUUGAAUAAAGUGAGUUUGUGUCA
Messenger RNA from Mandrillus leucophaeus (drill), 2289 nucleotides. It is a transcript of the gene RNF187, whose product is annotated as ring finger protein 187. The coding region runs from base 289 to 675 and encodes 128 amino acids. NCBI's taxonomy places the organism in Eukaryota, Metazoa, Chordata, Mammalia, Primates, Cercopithecidae. The transcript has 3 exons. The record is from RefSeq and is a predicted model, not a curated record.